Adineta ricciae is the source of this 1653-nucleotide messenger RNA. NCBI's taxonomy places the organism in Eukaryota, Metazoa, Rotifera, Eurotatoria, Adinetida, Adinetidae. The record is from the annotation of a GenBank genome assembly.
AUGCAUCUACAUUUGGCUAUUAUCUUUUGUCUCUUAUGCGGCUCAAGUCAAGCAGCUACGUAUGUCGGUGGCGUUUUGCUUACUAAUACCGUUUGGAGUAGUGCUGGUUCAGCCAAUCCAUAUUAUCUUACUCAAGAUGUUCAGGUACCGCGCAAUGUCACUCUCACAAUCCAGGCUGGUGUGGUGAUCGAUUUCACUCAAGGAGAUUUUGAAAUUCUGGUGAAAGGAUAUCUGAAAGUCGAAGGUACUUCAUCACAAAAGGUCACAUUUCAAGGCGGGUCUGGAAGUGAUCUGAAAUAUAUGUUGAAGUUUCAAAGUACUCGACUCCCGUUGACAUCAAUUCGAUACGCACAGUUCAAAGGACCCAAGAGCGCUGUACAGAUAACUAAUGCAGCUCCCGGUUUGCAACAAAAUACUGGCAAACUGGUAAUAGAGUCCAGUAUUUUCUCUGAUGGCACAACGAUUUCAGCGAACGGUAUUUAUCCACGGGCUAAUUAUUCAUCCGUUCCAUCGAUGGAAUAUCUUUCGUGCUCAUUUUCCCAAACGACUGUGUCGAGCAUAAAUGCAGACAGCGAACCGAUUCGUAUUUUGAAUAGUAAAAUUUUCUAUGGAAUAUUUUCUCCACCGGCAAAUAACGAAGGUAUACAAAUCGAAAAUUCCACACUGCGAAAUAGUACUGUCAGCUACGAUCGAGAAUCCGGUGGUCCUAGCAUAUUUCGACUGAAUACCUCCGAUGUCACAAAUCUCACAAUAUCCUACUCAAAUGCGUUCUCUUAUUUAGCGACAUUCGUUGUUGGUCAAUCAGUAAUUCGUGAUCUGAACAUUGCUGCCGGCACCUCCUUCUUGAGUCUCAUGCUUGCAGAAAUUAUCUUGGAAGACUCUUCUAUUUACAAUGCUACUACAUCAUAUAUUAAAACGAAUUACUGGUAUUCAUCCCCCCCGUCACCUAAGAUAUCCAUCCGCAAUUGUAAAUUCACUCUCGGCAAUUUGGCUCUAACUCUAACUAUGCGCUACUAUGAACACUCGGUAUCAAUUUUCAAUUCAGUCUUGACGAAAGUUAACAUUACAGCAUCCAGCACAAAUGAUCUUGGUCCUAAUUACGCAAUCAGAUUUUUCGAUAUGCGCAAUGUGUCUUUUACAGAUGGUGUCAUCUAUCUACCUUAUCAUCAAGCCCAGAUCGUUUACUCAACUAUUACACUACGUUCGCCGUUAACAAUCAAUGGAGCAUCAACUAUACUAUGCAGUUCAAUUGGUCGAUCAGGUUCAAUUGCUCAAGCAAACAGCCUUGGUGUCGAUGCAGCCGGCUUAAGUCUAUCGCGUUCUACAAUAAAGAACUUUGAUAUUGGCCUUCGCGUUAGACCAGUCAGUCUUUACGCCGUUAAUAUUUCACAAACUAAUUUUCAAUCGAACACACAAUACAACAUAGAUAACAAAGGUACGUAUGACGUAUUAGCAACUGGUAACUAUUGGGGAACAAGCAAUGCAGCAACUGUCACAAGUAAAAUUAAUGAUUACUGGGAUAACAUCAACUACGGUGAAGUUUUCUAUAACAAUUUCACAGCGAGUCCGCUUGCGGCUGAAACAGGUUGUGCUGCGUUUGAUGAAAAUCAAUAUACAACCACCACUAGGUCACCUUACUAUUGGAAAAAAUAA